This is a messenger RNA of Cygnus olor (mute swan), 2168 nucleotides long. RefSeq lists its product as uncharacterized. NCBI's taxonomy places the organism in Eukaryota, Metazoa, Chordata, Aves, Anseriformes, Anatidae. The coding region runs from base 807 to 1469 and encodes 220 amino acids. The transcript is spliced from 6 exons. The record is from RefSeq and is a predicted model, not a curated record.
CUGAGGAUCCUCUUCCUCAUGGCCACUCAGCAGUGCCUGCUCUUGCUCUUCUGCAGCUGCAGGCUUUCUUGGCUCUUGGGAGCAGGGAGCAGCUCUGGGGAGAAGAGGGGCAAUAGUGGUGCCCUGGGGAUCUUGUCCUGGCAUCCCUGCAGCCAGAGGCGGCUGGGUAGCACGAGGGGCCACCCAGAGCGCAUUGUCCUGGCCAGGCAGAAGCUUGUGUUGACAGCCCACGCGUGGGCAGCUGGCGAGAUCUGGUCAACCCAUCCCCAUGUCAAACCAUGCACAGAGUGGCCGCGGUGUUUUGGGGUUGGCACGGCCUCUCCUGUUGUCACCAGCAGUGUGAAUACACGCCUGGUCCCCCAGCAGUGGGAGCACUGCUUCCUCAGAGGGGUCUGUCCCCUGGUGUGAAAAGGGCUCCAAGGGCAAAGGAAAUUGGGAAGCCCUUUCCCCUGUACCCAUGGGGCAUGCACUUCACCCGCCCGUGCUGGUGACAGUGAGCCACCAGGCUGCGAUAGGCAAGAGCAUGGAACCGCCAACACACAUGGCUGGCUGUGGUGUGUUGUGUCAGAGCCAAAGAGCACAUGGUUGAGAUGAGAUGGAAUCAAGCAGCAAAGAGAGAAGAUAACAUCAGGCUGAAGUGAAGGAACUGAGGAGAGGGUAAACCUUGGCGUGCAAGAGGAACUGCCUGCACAGCACGGGUGAGCGGUGCAGAGCAACCGCCCCAGUGCCACAGGAAAAGACGUGGCCCCAGCCCCUCCACCCCGUGCGCUGGGAGGCUUUCUGGAGAGCUGGCCGAGGAAGGAGACAUGAGCACCCUGCUGCUGAGCGGCUUUCUGCCCCUGCUGCUCCUCGCCUGGCUGCCUGCAGGAUUCCCUCACCAGCCUACAGUCUCCUCAUCGACAAUCAAUGCGUCAGAGCUCAGCUUCCAGUCUCUGUUCCAGAUGGUGUCAAACAGCACUGACAAGAUGGUGAAACAGUUUAUAGACCAAAUCAAAAACGUGAUGGAGGAGAAGGCAGAGAAAGUUGUGAUUCACUUUUUAUAUGAGAAAAAUAGUUCUGCCUUUGGAAGUGUGAAUGAAACAAAAACAGCAACAUGCAUAUGUGACAUGAGGAACGCAUCCAGGGUGGAAGAUGGAACCAACAAGACCCAGCAGGAGUCUGACCCUGAGACGUCCGCGACCAGCACCCCUGAGUCUCAGACCCAGGAAGGAAUCAUCCACACGUAUAUCAUCCCUGGAUUGGUGGUUUUGUCGCUUUUCUUCCUGAUUUGUGUUUUGGUAUGUUUGUGCAGAAGGAACCAAAGGAAUGCUAAAGGAAAAUCCGAAAGCAAGCAUGUGGCAGAGAUGAAUCAGCUCAGCACGCCUCAAAACGAGGAGGUGGUGUAUACGAAGCUGAAGUUUGAAAAGACAGAGACAAAACCUGCUGCCUCAGAAGUUGUUUACGCUGAGAUAAAAUCACAACAGAAGUAGAGAGCUGAGAAUGCCUAUGCUGCUGAUGCAAAGGGAAGGUUCUCCUACAGGGGACAGGGCAAGUGAGUGAUAAAGGAGGGACAAACAGCUUGUCACAUGCUUGCCACAGUUGCGAUCCCUGAAAACCAGGGAUCUGGUUUUCACAAUCUGAAAGGCAGUGCAAUCUUGGCCAUCAAAACCUUCUGUUUACCCCUAAGCGGCUGUACAUAUACUUCACAUUCCGAGGUGGAAGCCAGCUCCCUAGCUGGGACAGGUCCCCCUUGUCUUCCCGCAGAAAGGCCUCAGCAGCUUAUCAUUGGUGACCACUUCUAGCAACUUGCGCCGUGCCUCAGUAUCAGCAGCAGGCGCUGUGUGGCCGCCCCAGCCUGGGAAGCACUCAGUGUCCCAGCAGUGCUGGAGCAAGUGGCCCUCUGGGAAGCUCUCCUGCCAGCACUGGGUGAUGUAUGCGCUGUGAAAGCCUGAAGCAAUUUUCUGGAUUUCCUUGCUAUGUCCAGAGCAGGCAUCUUCUGUGAUGAAUUUCACCCUUGUCUGAUUCACUCGCUUGAAAUACAAGAAGCAAGGACAGAAAGGAAUAGUUUGCUUUGCAGAGGUCCAACGUGGCUAUAGCUGAAAUGAUUUGCUUUAUACCAGGAAUUGACACAUGUCCUUAUGCAUAUAGAGCUUUACUCUAAUUUGAAAAAAUAAAAAUACAAGGUGAAG